Elaeis guineensis (African oil palm) is the source of this 1209-nucleotide messenger RNA. The record is from RefSeq and is a predicted model, not a curated record. Lineage: Eukaryota; Viridiplantae; Streptophyta; Magnoliopsida; Arecales; Arecaceae.
AUGGAUAAGUCAAAACCAAGAAAUAACCAUAUUAAACCUUCGACUUCUGGUAAUUUCAUCACUAUUCUAAGCAUCGAUGGAGGAGGAAUCAGAGGCAUCAUCCCAGCUGUUAUUCUUAGUUUCUUGGAAUUAGAGCUUCAGAAACUUGAUGGCAAGGAUGCUAGGCUUGCUGAUUAUUUCGAUAUGAUUGCUGGAACAAGUACCGGUGGUCUCGUGACCGCAAUGCUUGCCGCUCCUAACGAAGACAAUCGUCCUCUUUUUGCAGCCAGCGAUAUCAAAUCUUUCUACCUACAGCAUUGCCCAAAAAUUUUUCCGCAACCCAAGGGAGCAUUUGCUCAAUUUAGGAGGAUGGUUAGCACGCUGUUUGAACCCCGAUAUGCUGGUAACUACCUACAUUCCCUCGUUAGAGAGAAACUAGGAAAAACUACGUUGCACCAGACUUUGACGAACGUUGUCAUACCAACCUUUGAUAUAAAGCUGCUCCAGCCCAUCAUUUUUUCUAGCUUUAAGGUGAAGGAUGAGAACAUUAUGGAUGCGCAACUCUCGGACAUCUGCAUCGGCACAAGUGCGGCACCCACUUACCUACCGGCCCAUGAAUUCCAAAACAAAGAUUCUUCCGAAAAUACAAAAGAAUUUAACCUCGUUGAUGGGAGUGUCGCUGCCAACAAUCCUACAUUGGUCGCUAUUGAAGAGGUGAUGAAGGGAGCUUGCAAGGGGAACUUGAAUCACUUUCCUAGCAAAGUCAUUGAUUGCACAAAAAUUCUAAUCAUAUCAUUAGGUACAGGUUCAGCAAAAGUAGAUGGGAGAUACAAUGCCAAAAGAGCGAGCAACUGGGGAAUCUUGGGUUGGCUGCUCAGUACUGGAUCCGUUCCUCUAGUCGAUGUUUUUACGCAAUCCAGUGCUGACAUGGUUGAUAUACACAUGUCAGCUAUCUUUCCAGAUUGCCAAUCCAAGCUGAAUUAUCUUCGGAUCCAGGAGGAUACACUAAGCGGGACUUCAUCAUCCAUCGAUAUUGCUACGAAGGAGAACUUAGAGGACCUUGUGAGAAUUGGUGAAGAAUUAUUGAAAAAACCAGUCUCAAGAAUGAAUUUGGAUACGGGUGUUUUGGAACCAGCAAAAGAUGAAAAAGAAACAAAUGAAGAUGCACUUAAGAGAUUUGCCACACUGCUCUUCGAUGAAAGAAGGCUUCGCUAUACAAGGUCCUCAUGA